AUGGGCGAGCCCAUUAGGAGAGGCCGAAGCCCAAUCAAAGAGAGGCCAUUGGGGGGUGUAAUCACCUGCGACUUGGAAUAUUCCAAACGGCUUCUUCAUGGCGGAGUGGUGGAGUUUGGGUUCGGCGCCCCUUCAGCGAGGCUGCCCUAUCGAUUGGUAUAUUUCGGUGAUCUAUGCCUACAAAACUCGCUAACUAGGCUGUGGACGGUGUGUUGCGAUUUGUCAGUGCUUGGAGAGGCUUCUUCAAACGAGGCUGGGCCGUCCCCAUUUGUCAGUCUCUUCUUCUUGGAUGACCCGGAGCCUCGCACCCUCUGUCCUCCGCAGUCUUUGUCCUCUCUCGCUAAAGUGGACAUCAUUCUGGCCGAAAUAUAA
Nezara viridula (southern green stink bug) is the source of this 372-nucleotide messenger RNA. NCBI's taxonomy places the organism in Eukaryota, Metazoa, Arthropoda, Insecta, Hemiptera, Pentatomidae. The record is from the annotation of a GenBank genome assembly.